Messenger RNA from Moneuplotes crassus, 831 nucleotides. Lineage: Eukaryota; Ciliophora; Spirotrichea; Euplotida; Euplotidae. The record is from the annotation of a GenBank genome assembly.
UGAAAAGCCCAAUGAUACCCCUUCAAGUAGAAGCUUUCAGUGCUGUUAAAGAAGAGAAAGUAAUUCUUGAAGAGAGUAAUAAAAUUGGAAGAAUGCUUGCAAACAGUUCAUAUUAUAACUCGUUUAAAGCAGAAUUAGAGGAUGGAGAUUCAUCUUCAGUUGCAAACUUUGAAGAUGAAAUUGUGAGUUCAAACCUUAGUUUUUAUUUUCAAGAUAAUAGAGGCUAUAUAAAGAAAACUCCCUUUAUUGAUUCGUUCAGCUUCAAUAAGCUAAUUUGAAUUGGGAUGAAAAGACAAGAUAAAUAUAUUGAUAAAAUGUUAAACUCUUGUUUUCCUUGAAGUGUAAAUAAGCUUAGGAUUUUAGCUCUUAAUAUAUCGUGAGCUUCCAUAUCAAGUUAUUUACAUCAACUAGCUAGAAUCAGUUGCAGAGUCCAAAAGGAUAUAUAUUUAACUCAAUUUCAAAUGAAUCUUCCUCAGUUGAAGAGAUUCAUAUCAGCUUUUAAGCACACUAAAAAAAUAUGCUUCCGAUUUUGAGAAUUUGGAAUAUUUGUUCCUCCUGAUUUUUCAAAAUCUCUGAAAGGCACUAAAAUCCAAUAUCUUAAUUUCACCGGAUGAAAUUUUAUAAAAUCAACUGAUUUAAAAACUAACCAAGAAGGAUUUGAAAAUUUAAUUCAAGGGCUGUCCUCCUCAGAUUUCCUCCUCAGCAUCAGAGAAAUACUCACCCUAUACUGUCAGAUCGAUAUGAGCCAAGUAAAAUCCAUCCUUGACAAGCACAAGCUCAAAUGGUUUAAAAAAUCUGAUCCCUCUCUACCCUAAAUUUCUUCUAAUUUCA